This is a messenger RNA of Ogataea philodendri, 699 nucleotides long. RefSeq lists its product as uncharacterized. NCBI's taxonomy places the organism in Eukaryota, Fungi, Ascomycota, Pichiomycetes, Pichiales, Pichiaceae. The transcript is spliced from 2 exons. The record is from RefSeq and is a predicted model, not a curated record. The coding region runs from base 1 to 699 and encodes 232 amino acids.
AUGAAGAAGUUGAACAGAUGGCGUAGGUACAUUGGGUGCGGUAAUUAUAUGGAGAGUUGGUCGAACGAGGUGAUUUUCGUGGCUGUGGAGUCGACCGGAGCGUUUCCUGGCCGCACCACCAGCGUGUGCGAUUUUCAGGUAGCUGCUGGCCUCGAUUUUGGGGCCUGCGUUGUUUGUGUCGAAAUAGCCGGAAAGUUGGCUGUUAAUGUCCUGAGAUUCGACCGGACCUGUGCUGUCAAUGGGUUUGACGUACUGGAACAGCAGUUUCUGCGCCUUGACAGAUCCAGAAGAGUAGAUGUACACAUUUUUCGCAGGGUCUUUGGACCACGUGCCGAUGGCCUGCAAAGCGUCGUUGUACAACGGGGCCUGGAUUUGGCCCUCGUGGUAGCCCUUUUCCCAGACAAAGCCCUGGAGUUCCUUGAGAACCGGGUCCUUGACGUCGUUGUCGACCAGCGACUUGAUAUGGCUGUGCAAUUGGGUCUUGGAAACCAGUGUGGCUUGCGGGAACUUGGCCAGGAUGGAUUCCAAGGUGUCGGUGGAGUUUUGCGAGAUCGGGUAGGUGUAUCUAUCCAGGAUGUCGGGCAAUUGUGCCAGAAAGUACGGGAACAACACGUCCUUGACAAACGAGAUCGGGCAAAUUGUGCCCUCAAUGUCCAAAAUCACACUCACAGCCAUGAAAAGAAAUACAAGACAAUAUAA